AACAAUCAUAUCUCGUUAACGUGAUCCUAUAAGUGCACCCAACAGAUCGAAGUACAAAUCAAUAUCAGUCAAAGCCCAGGCAUCGCAACAUCAUCCCAUUCCAAACUUGGUAAGAGCUACAUUCAUAGCUCCCGCUCAAAAUUAUCUUGCUCACCUUCAACUCUUUGUUACGAGCACAUUCCCCUUAAUACAGAAGUGCACCACGUGCUUCCCGCCAAUUUCUUUGUUCCGUGUCAUCGAGUCGCCUUGCCGGCAAAAUGAUUCUGGCCACGGUUCUUAUGAUCUUUGUCAGGGUCCUGGUGGGCAUUUACACGUUCCUGUCCUACCCCAUCUACGCCCUAAUCUACCAUCCUUGUUGGGGUCGAAGCCGCCGUCACUCGCCCAAUGAAGCCAAGGCUCGCAUCGUAUCCAGGACCGGGAAUGAGGUCACUUUUCGGGCCAUCCCGUAUCCUAGUCCGGUUCGGGACGCGAUUUUAUCCCAUCCGGAUAAUAUAAACACUAUGGAGGAGCUCUUCCGGUUCAUGGUCAAGAGGUACGGCAAUAGACGAGCUUUGGGAACGAGGACGGUGAUCAAGGAAGACACGGAGAAGGGUCCCAAUGGGAAGAUCUUCAACAAACUGGUUUUGGGUGAAUAUCAGUGGCUCAAGUACACCGAUUUGGAUGUCCGCGCUGAUCAGUUUGGACGAGGCAUCCGCGAAUUGGGCGUGCAUCCCCGGGAAAGGAUUUGCAUAUUUGCAGACACUCGGGCGGAAUGGAUGACCUCGGCCUUGGGCUGCUUCAAGAAUAGCAUUGGCCUGGUCACCAUCUAUACCAAUCUGGGCGAUGAAGGCAUCGUGCACGGGAUUAGUCAGACGGAAGUGACCACCGCCAUCACAUCCCUGGACCUUCUACCGAAGCUCAUCCAUGUCUUGCCUGAUGUCCCCAAGUUGAAGAAUAUCAUCUUUUUCGAAAACAAACUCAAGCCUGAACCUGAGCCUGUGAAAGAUGUAAAUCUGUACUCUUACUCGGAUGUAUUGGCAUUGGGACAAAAAUCCUCGAUUGCCGCAGCUUCACCUAAUAGCUCGGACACGGCCAUCAUUAUGUACACGAGUGGAUCCACGGGUGUACCCAAAGGCGUGGUUCUGACGCAUGGUAACAUGGUGAGCGGGGCUUUGUCCAUUCUGCCUCUGGCUGAUGCAGCCCUGGCCAAAAUAGGCAGGCCCGUGAAUGAGGAGGAUGCCUACAUUGCGUUCCUACCUUUGGCCCAUGUUCUCGAGAUGUUAGCCGAGACUGUGAUGUUACUUCUCGGCGUCAAAUUGGGCUACUCAACACCCAACACUCUAACUGACAAGGGCACCAUGAUCAAGUCCGGAGCCAAGGGGGAUGCCACUCUUCUCCGACCGACCGUGAUGUGUGCGGUGCCACUGAUACUGGACCGAAUCUAUAAGGGCAUCAAGCUCAAUAUUUCGCAACGAAGCGAAUUCUCCCAAAAGCUCGUCAACUUCUGCAUUGAAUACCGCAAGUACUGGGUCGAGCAUGGCUACGACACCCCGAUCAUGAACAAGCUCAUCUUCUCCAAAAUGCAAAGCAUCGUGGGAGGCAGGUUGAAGAUUCUCUUGAGCGGAGGUGCACCCUUAUCAGAGGAUGCCCAUGCCUUCAUCCAGACCUGCCUUGGAUGCUCUCUUCAUCAAGGCUAUGGCUUGACCGAGACUUGUUCAACCGCUUGCAUAACAGCGCCCGGUGAUGUUCGCACUGGAAUUGUAGGUCCACCCCUAAUGGGGGUCGACCUAAAGAUCGUGGAUGCCCCCGAAUUGGGCUACACGGUCAGAGAUACUAAUGGCCCGCGGGGAGAGAUUGUGAUCGGAGGGCAUCACGUGGCCAAGGAGUAUUACAAUAUGCCCGAGAAAACGGCCGAAGAGUUCUACCAAGAAGAUGGGAAGCAAUUCUUCAAGACGGGCGAUAUCGGUUGGGCUCUUCCGGACGGAAGUGUGAAGAUCAUUGAUCGUAUGAAAGAUCUGGUCAAGCUCCAAGGCGGAGAAUACGUUUCGUUGGGGAAGGUCGAAUCCAGUCUGAAGACGCAUACUCUUAUCGACAACAUUUGCGCUUAUGGCGACUCGCACGAGAAUGCUAUGGUGGCCUUAAUUGUGCCAGACGAGGCCAAGCUCUUGGAAUUGGGCAAGGAAUUGGGAAAAGAGGCCAAAGAUGUGGAGGGAUUGUGUCGAGAUCCUCAAGUUGUCAAACACGUGACCGAGUCUGUGAUCCAAUAUUCUCAGAAAGCCAAGCUUCAAAAGUUCGAGAUUCCACGUCAAGUUCAUCUCAUUCCUGAGCCUUGGACUCCUGAAUCUGGAUUAGUCACCGCAGCAUUCAAGCUCAAGCGCAAACCCAUACAGCAAAAGUAUGCGCAAGACAUUGAAGACAUGUACAAUCUUCUGGAGCAUCCCAAUUCCGUGUCACUGAAGAUACAGAGCAAGAAAACGAGCAACAAAAUUAGUCCCAAGAGUAAAUAAGUACACCGUGUCUUUCAAAAUCGAGUGCCCCUGUACCUUGCCAAAGCACUCCAUUGAUUCACGCACCUUUUUUUAUAUGUAUUCAUUGUUUCGUAUUUGUUACCUAGACGAAAAAAGGAGAAUAUUCAUUCUGUACCCCCACCCCCACUACCAUCUUUUCGCACUAGAUCGACAAACGUUUAAGUUUUAGUGUUUUUAUUGUGGAAUACACGUUUUAUCGAAUUCA
Messenger RNA from Tigriopus californicus, 2712 nucleotides. RefSeq names its product long-chain-fatty-acid--CoA ligase 4-like. The coding region runs from base 258 to 2486 and encodes 742 amino acids. Lineage: Eukaryota; Metazoa; Arthropoda; Copepoda; Harpacticoida; Harpacticidae. The transcript has a single exon. The record is from RefSeq and is a predicted model, not a curated record. Gene Ontology annotation, biological process: long-chain fatty acid metabolic process; neuron differentiation; long-chain fatty-acyl-CoA metabolic process. Gene Ontology annotation, molecular function: palmitoyl-CoA ligase activity. Gene Ontology annotation, cellular component: plasma membrane; lipid droplet; endoplasmic reticulum.